AGAAAUGUGUAGUACGAUUACAGUGGUCAAAAGUCAUUCAUUGAGGUCAAGAUAAUGAACAUACUAGUACACUACACCGUGUGGUUUUUAAACUAUUAAGAGUUUGUAUUAUACUACUGAGAGAGAAAAGACGUGUUUAACAAACGGGUAAUACCUAAUAUUCACUGGGAGACACGACCAUAUAUAACGACGUAUGUGGAUAUUUAUUUAUUGGUAGGUAAUCGAAAAGAGGAUGUUGCACCUUCACGACUUGCACGUGCCUUGGCGUGCUCUACAGAUUUUUAUCAACAUAUGUACAAUAGUGACAAGUUUCUGUACAUUUCUGCCGCUGGGAUAUGUUUCUAGUUAUUUCUCAUGGAACUGUGUGCUAUAUUCUGAUAUUCGCUUGACGGACCAGGUAAAUUAUACAACGAUUUAUGUGGACAAAGAACACACGGUAUGGGGGUCAGAAUCAACGUGUUACUACACAACAUACGCGCCCUUGAUGGCCGGAGUUCACGCCUUCAUAUGGUGCUGGUAUUUUCUGCUGAUGAAAGAUCAGCUAAAAGCUGAACACAAAGAGUUCCCCUUGUUAAUAGCUUCGUUUCUGCUGCACUGUGUUGUGUGUGUGGUGAUAUUUGUAUCAAGCAGUAUGACCAGUGCCGGGAUAGACUCCUGGUGCCACAGCCUCGUCACAGCGUUGAAGGAUAAAGGUCAAAGUGUUACGUGCCUAGAGACACAGAAAAUGGAUUGGCCUAAUGUUUAUACAGACGGACAGAAACAUUUUAUAUACUCAUUCCUACUAACAGCAAAGAUCUCAAGCUGGAUAGAGACAUUGACUGUUUUAUGUCAGAGUGUCGUGUGUGGUUACAAACUUUAUCAGUGGAUUCUCGGAACCACUCAUGGAGAGUUGGACUUGAGAAACUGUGGACGUACUUCUUCUUCUUCUGGGGACUUUAGUGAAAGUAACAACGGAUAUGAUAGUGACGAUGGUAGCAUUACCGUCCUACAUUCGGCAGACAGCGACGGGUACAAUCAAUUAACCGAGGAGGGGAGUUGAUACCACGAGGAGGGGAGCUGAUACCACAAGUUACAAUGUCAGGUUGUAGAAACAUUUCCAGAAAUAAUCAAUGGAACUAGCACCAGACAGCGAAACACACGACAAAUACCAACAAUUUUCCUUCACACAGCAACUGUUGUUUGAAGAACACGCAGGCUCCUCUAUGCCAGUCCGUCAGUGGUAUAUUACAGAAUUAUUAAUACCAAUGUUGUAUUCGACUCGUUUGGAUUUUGCCUGGAUACUACGAGGAGCUUGUGCCAAGUGUGAUCCAGCCUGGCAAAAUACACGAGAGCUGAAUGCUUCAAUGCAGAUCAAAACCCUUUUUAUUAUUAACAAAUACCUAUUUUUAAUGUUAUAUCAGCAAAAAUUGACUAUAAUCUUAUAAUAAGACUGAAAACGCGACUGGAACGGUGAAUAUUUUUAUGCAUGGAAUGUAGAGACGCCAUCAUUCACAUCAUUGCUGAUGGAAUAUUUUUCCGUAUCCGAUAGAAGUUGAAUACAAGAUUUUGUAUUCAUCUGAAAAUUUCAUGCUUCAUUUUAGACAGAAAAUUCGUAGGAAUAUGAUAAGUAACUUUAAUCUUUCCUUUGCACAAAAUAUACGAUAAAUGCGUCACAAUAUAAUUUGUCAAAAAAAUGUAAUACGUAAUUAUAUCCAGGUCAUGCCAAUUAUGAUCUUAUUCAAUGUAAGAUUUAUAAGUGAGAGUCUAUCAUAGUUUCUAAUUUCAAAAAUAUUUUUCGGCAAUGUAACCACUUGCUUUGAAGAUUUGUAUAUACAUCUUCAAGAUGCUGAUUUACUUCAAUAGUGCUUGUAAUACAAUACUGAAAAUACGUAAACAUGUUUUAACUAGAGGAUGCUUUUGUAGAAAAGCGCAUGUCUCCCCCAAUGUAUAGUCGUAUAGGCAAGAAGUCAGUAGGGGACAGGAGUACAAGUCAAAGAGACACUGAUGGCUGGCUGCAAUAGGGAUCAUCUCCUUGGCAUGUCCAAUCAUCCCACAUAGUUUCGACAUUCUGGGCCUAGUGAUUCUCAAGUAAUGAAUUGGAAACAGUUUUCCAUGUUCAGGCCCCUGUGACCUUGACCUUUGAUCGAGUGACCCCAAAAUCAGUAGGGGUCAUCUACUCUGCAUGUCCAAUCAUCCUAUCAAGUUACAACAUUCUGGGUCAAGUGGUUCUCAAGUUAUUGAUUGAAAUGUGUUUUCUAUGUUCAGCCCCCUGUGACCUUGACCUUUGAUGGAGUGACCCCAAAAACAAUAGGGGUCAUCUACUAUGUUAGUCCUAUCACCCUAUGAAGUUUCAACAUUCUGGGUCAAGUGGUCCUCAAGUUACUGACCAGAAAUGGAUUUCCAUGUUCUGUUAGCUGCGACCUUGACAUUUAACACAGUGACCCCAACAUAAAAAAUAGGAGUCAUUUACUCUGCAUGCCCAAUCAUCCUAAUAAAUAUGAAGUUUCAACAUUCUGGGUCAAGUGGUUCUCAAGUUACUGACCGGAAAUGGUAUUCCAUAUUCAGGCCCAUGUGACCUUGACCUUUAAUAAAGUGACCCCCAUUGAAUCUACUCUGCAUGUCCAAUCAUCCUAUGAAGUUUCAACAUUCUGGGUUAAGUAGUUCUCAAGUUAUUGAUCGGAAAUGGCUUUCCUUUCCAUGUUCAGGCCCCUGUGACCUUGACCUUUAGUAGAGUGACCCCAAAAUCAAUAAGGGUCAUCUGCUUUGCAUGACCAAUCAUCCGAUGAAGUUUCAACAUUGUGGGUCAAGUGGUUCUCAAGUUAUUGAUCGUAAAUGGUUUUCCAUGUUCAGGCCCCUGUGACCUUGCCCUUUUUCUAGAGUGACCCCAGAAUCAAUAGGGGUCAUCUACUCUGCAUGACCAAUCUUCCGAUGAAGUUUCAACAUUCUGGGUCAAGUGGUUCUCACGUUAUUGAUCGGAAAUGGUUGUUCAGGCCCCUGUGACCUUGACCUUUAAUGGAGUGAUCCCAAAAACAAUAGGGGUCGUCUACUCCAUAAGCCCUGCCACCCUAUGAAGUUUGAAGGUUCUAGGUCAAAUGGUUCUCCAGUUAUUGAUUGGAAAUGAAGUGUGACGGACGGACGGACAGGGCAACAACAAUAUGUUUCCCCCAGUGGGGAUGGGGGAGACAUAUUUAUGAUAUGGCAGUUUUUAUCAUUCUAGAUAAAAAUGUUUGAGCGAAAAUAACACUCACAGACACUAAUCUGUCAAAACAACAUUCUUCAUGGUUUACAUAUCCAUAUACAAGAAAAGACAACUCGUAUCCUGGCUAUCCGGACAGCGCUAGUCGUACAGAAGUGUCCCCGAUAUCUAGGACAAAACUUUCUUACAAAUAACUGGAAACUUACGAUCUGAACAGUGCAAAAAUAGGAUCUUCUUUUAUACAUAGUUUAAUGUAAAAUGUAUAUCUGACUUUGUGAAAUACAAAAAGACAACAACAAAUACUUAGUAACAUAACUUGUAAAAGUGCAAGUACAGUUAUACAAUGGGUUACUGAAAGUUUCAUUUGUUAGUCAUUUCACAUUUCACAAGUCCGUUUUCAAAGGAAGAGAAAAAAAAUAUUUUGUUGAUUUCUUUUCGAACGUUUAUAUUUAAUUUCCAAAUCAGCGAUUCUAUGCAACAA
This is a messenger RNA of Mercenaria mercenaria, 3656 nucleotides long. RefSeq lists its product as uncharacterized. The transcript is spliced from 5 exons. The coding region runs from base 233 to 1039 and encodes 268 amino acids. The record is from RefSeq and is a predicted model, not a curated record. NCBI's taxonomy places the organism in Eukaryota, Metazoa, Mollusca, Bivalvia, Venerida, Veneridae.